Molecule: messenger RNA, 1197 nt
Organism: Tachyglossus aculeatus (Australian echidna)
Lineage: Eukaryota; Metazoa; Chordata; Mammalia; Monotremata; Tachyglossidae
Gene: SLC35E3
Product: solute carrier family 35 member E3
Exons: 5
Coding region: 36-968 (310 amino acids)
Cellular component (GO): Golgi apparatus
Molecular function (GO): antiporter activity; nucleotide-sugar transmembrane transporter activity
Source: RefSeq, a predicted model, not a curated record
CCGUCGUCGUCCGUGCCGUGCCGUGCCGUGCCGUGAUGGCGGCGUGGCCGUGGUCGCACGGGCGGCUGGCGUCGGGGCUGCUGCUGAACCUGCUGUCGUCGACGUGCAUCGUGUUCCUGAACAAGUGGCUGUACGCGCGUCACGGGUUCCCCAACGUCAGCCUGACGCUGGUGCACCUGGCGUCCACGGGGCUGGGCCUGGCCGCCUGCCACCGGCUGCGGCUGUUCGCGCCCCGGCGGCUGCGGCCCGCCGCCCUGCUGCCCCUCGCCCUCGCCUUCUGCGGCUUCGUCGUCUUCACCAACCUGUCGCUGCAGCACAACACCGUGGGCACCUACCAGCUGGCCAAGGCCAUGACCACCCCCGCCAUCCUCCUCAUCCAGACCGUCUUCUACCGGAAGGCCUUCUCCGCCAACGUACGACUCACCCUGAUUCCCAUCACCCUGGGCGUAAUCCUGAAUUCCUACUACGACGUGAAGUUCAAUUUCCGCGGACUGGUGUUUGCUACUCUCGGUGUGUUUGUCACGUCCCUUUAUCAAGUGUGGGUUGGAGCCAAACAGCACGAGCUGCAAGUGAACUCCAUGCAGCUGCUCUACUACCAAGCGCCCAUGUCAUCGGUCUUGCUGUUGGCCAUCGUGCCCUUCUUUGAGCCCGUGUUCGGAGAAGGGGGGAUAUUUGGACCGUGGUCGCUCUCCGCCGUGCUUAUGGUGCUGCUGUCCGGUGUGGUGGCCUUCAUGGUAAACCUGUCCAUCUACUGGAUCAUUGGGAACACGUCACCCGUCACCUAUAACAUGUUCGGCCAUUUCAAGUUCUGCAUCACUCUGUGCGGAGGGUACCUCCUGUUCAAGGAUCCACUGUCCAUCAACCAGGGGCUCGGGAUCUUGUGCACGUUAUUCGGGAUCAUGGCCUAUACCUACUUUAAGCUUAGCGAACAAGAAGGCAAUAAGAGUAAACUGGCUCAGCGGCCCUAAUCGGGCGUUUUACAGACCAGGCCUCCCGAGGACGGAACCCAAGUAUUAAUUAUGCACUGAAGUAGGUGGUUUUGGGUUUCUCGGGGGCCACAGAAACAAAAAGUAUCGCAAGGUGACACCGAGGAGUUUAGCGUUGUAACUUGAGGAAGCAACUUUUCCCGUUUUGCUCUUUUCAGUUAACCUUUUUUUUAAGCCUGUCUCCAAAACAAAAGGGGUCCGUCUUACAUUU